AUGGACAUUGAUGAUUAUUCAAGAGAUCGUGAAAGAUCUCCAGUAAGAAAUAGAUCCCGUUCUCCUACCAGAGGUAGCGACAGGGGAGGUGAUAGAGAAAAAAGUGACAGAGGAUAUGGUAGAGAUAGAGACAGCAGAGGUGGUUACAGAGGCUACGACCGAGGUAGAAGAGGUCGUGGUGGAUAUUCUCGUGGUGGACACAGAGGUAAUCACAGUGGUUACGGUGGUUACAAAAGAGAUUAUGAAAGAAAACCUUAUUCAAACUACCAAACCACCGAACAAGCUCAAGAGGAAUACCGUGUGAAGACCGAUAGAAAUUAUGACAAUUCGAUAUUCAUUGGGAACAUUCCUUAUGACGUUGACAGACAAGCAGUUUCUGAUAUCUUCAAGAAUGAUUUCAACGUUGUAAGGGCAGAUAUCGUCACCAACAGAGGACGUUCCAGAGGAAUGGCCACUGUUGAAUUUGAUUCCAAACAAGCUGUUAUGGAUGCCAUUCAAAAAUUUGAUCAUUUCGAAUAUAGAGGAAGAGAAAUCUUCGUUAGACAAGAUUAUCCACCACCAGAAGAUAAAAGACAAAAAGAAUUCAAACCUGUUGAAAGGUCGGCCCCUGAACAAAGUUAUAAUGAUGGAUAUAGUCUGAGAUAUGAUCAAAAUAGUAGAUAUGGAGCUAAUGGAGGUAGAGCUUUCGAUAAAACCAGUCAAGGAAAGCAAUUACCAGCACCUGAACCAGGUACCGAAGUAUUCGUAGGGAACUUACCUUUCUCCAUUAACUGGCAAGCUUUAAAAGAUUUAAUGAGAGAAUGUGGUGAAGUAUUGAGAGCAAAUAUUAGAGAAGAUGAUUAUGGACAUUCUCGUGGAUUUGGAACUGUUGUUUUCAAAACCCCUGAACAAGCUACCAUGGCUUUGGAAAAAUUCCAAGGUUAUGAAAUUGAAGGAAGACAAUUGACUUUAAGACCAGGUAAAACUGAUACUAGAGAACAUAAGAAAGAAUUUAAAAAUAGUGAGUUUACUGAUGGUGUUGAAGGUGAUGGAGAAAGAAGCGAUACCAUCUAUACUGCUAAUUUACCUUUCGUUACCAGUGUCGAAGAUUUAUACGAAUUAUUCGAAACUAUAGGUAAGGUAGUAAAAGCCGAAUUACAAUAUAAUACCCGUGGUAAACCUUCUGGUAAUGCCGUAAUCCAGUUCGAAAUGGAAGACUUGGCUGAUUUGGCCAUCAAGAACUUGAACAGUUACAAUUAUGGAGGAAGAGACUUGGCUGUAUCGUAUGCUAAGAGACCUGGUGCAGCCAGUGUGGUAGAAGAGACUAUGGGAGCUGAACCUGAAGCUAUAGAAGAAGUUGUAGAAGAAGCCGUAGAAGAACCCAUGGAAGAAACUAUGGAAGAAUAA
Yamadazyma jaroonii is the source of this 1386-nucleotide messenger RNA. NCBI's taxonomy places the organism in Eukaryota, Fungi, Ascomycota, Pichiomycetes, Serinales, Debaryomycetaceae. The record is from the annotation of a GenBank genome assembly.